This is a messenger RNA of Gallus gallus (chicken), 4471 nucleotides long. RefSeq lists its product as uncharacterized. The transcript is spliced from 3 exons. Bases 3123 to 3848 code for a protein of 241 amino acids. NCBI's taxonomy places the organism in Eukaryota, Metazoa, Chordata, Aves, Galliformes, Phasianidae. The record is from RefSeq and is a predicted model, not a curated record.
UCUAGUUACAUUCCAAUGUGACAUACAGUAGAACUGAACUGAUUAAUUUAAGAAUGCCUGUAUGAUCAUGGACCAUAAAUCAGCCUUUAAACCAAAGGUCUGCUCAGUUUCUUGUGCCUUACUGCCUCAAGCAGGGAAUGUACACUGCAUGGUAGUAAGAACAAGAAUACAGAGAAAUAUUUUGGACUUACUGUUUUCCCCUUCUAGAAACUUCUAACAACAGGGCUUUAAAAAUCACAGCUUGUACACAUAAUUUUAAUAGCCUUUAGUAGAUGUUUUCCAUGACUGCUUAAACUACAUUUUGACGUGCUGGUAUUUGUUCCAACAAAAGAAUCCCAGGGCAGUUGUUUUUCGGUAGGCAGGUUCUUUGUAAACGUAUCCUUCAACUUGUCUUUGCUCUGUGCAAAAUUAAGCUGUGUAAUGCAACACUUGGUAAAAAAAAACACAGAAAUUUAACUGAACACUGCCAGAGGUCUUAAUAUGAGAGUCCCUCCCAGUUUGAGUACAGCUAGAUCCCACGAGUAACGGACAUCUCUGCCCUACACACUACCACCAGUCACAACCACCUUUCCCAACUUCCUUAAAGGCAGAUGACCCAAGCUGUGCAUUCUCUCGCUAUGACUAUCACUAUUUGGAUGAAGAACCACUGAAAUCCAGAGUGUGCCAUGAAGUAGGAUCACAGAAAGAAUGGUUUUCUGCUUGUUUUCUGUCUUUGCCUCUAUUCUGCCCUUUCUAUAAAACAUUUUAACUGUUUUUAACUACCAGAGAAAACAAAAUUUGCAGUUAUCAUAAAAAUGAGUCAAUGCUGAGAAAUCAUGAGUGAAAUACUACUUGGCUCGAUCUCCUCAUCCCCAUGAACAGGAAAUAUCUAUGACUGUCUUUGUUCCGUGCUGGUUAUAUACUGGAUGUUCAAGAGACAUGAGGAAGUACAGAUCUGCCCCAAAGCACACAUUAUUUUAGCUGCUGGUGGUUUAGAUGCAGCAAGCAUUUGAUAAGGCAAUGAUAACAAAGCUCACUGGGAAAGGAAAAAGCCAGUCUCACUCAAAAGAAGGGAGAGGGGCAAGAGAUUGGGUAUUUAAUAGAAAUUAUGCACUGGAGGCAAUAAGAUUUUUGUUUCUGAUUUACAGUAUUCAUUAUAUGAUGGGGCUGAUGCCUCUAAGUACUGUGCUGCAUUACUGAACUAUAACAGGUUUUUUUUUGCUUUUUUUUUUUUCUUUUAACUGCAGGAAAGUUAGCAGGGUACUUCCACUUACAUGUUUCUCUUUUUCUCAGUCCAAAGAGGUGAUACAAGGAAACUGUGUCCUUGUUGAAUCCUCACCACCAGUACUUUUGUUUUACCCUGAAAACCUGUCUGGGGCAGCAUUUUAAGGAAAAAAACUCCUAUCCUGAAGAGAAUCUAAGAUAUGGACACAACAAAGAUAGGAUACUUUAAGUAAAUCAGAUGAUGAAACUUACUUUAUGUGGGUUUUAUUUCUCUUGUAUAGCUUGCAAAGGAAGUAUGUCCCAUCCCAUUUAUGGUCUUAAACUGAGACAGGGGAGGUUUGGGUUAGAUAUUAGGAGAAAGUUUUUCACACAGAGGGUUGUGACGCACUGGAACAGGUUGCCCAAGAAGGCUGUGGAUGCCCCAUCCCUGGAGGCAUUCAAGGCCAGGCUGGAUGUGGCUCUGGGCAGCCUGAUCUGGUGGUUGGCGACCCUGCACAUAGCAGGGGGGUUGAAACUCGAUGACCAUUGUGGUCCUUUUCAACCCAGGUUAAUCUAUGAUUCUAUGAUCCCUGGCGGCACUCAAGGCCAGAUCGGAUGGGGCCCUGAGCAGCCUGACUUGCUGGGCUGCAGCCCUGCCCAUGGCUGGGGGUUGGAACUGGGUGAGCUUAAAGAUCCCUUCCAACCCAAACCAUGCUGUGAUUCUAUGACCCACGUAUCCAAAGAAGAAUCCACACAGUAUAUAUUGAAAGUUGUGAUUUCAGCAGUGAUUUGUUUAUUAUUAUUAUCUUUGGAACUCUUUCCAGGGAAAGAGGGAAUUCUGCAUCAUUUCACAGCUUCCUGAAAGGACAGCUCAAAGAGUUUGCAAGCUGUAUGUCGAAAUCAUUGUGCUGUGUGCAAUAGUGCACAUCAGUUCUGGUGAUUAGAGUUGAUAUUCCAAAGAAUAUUAAAAAUUGAAAUCUACUGAUUGCCCUUUGUGUCAUACUGGGCACCAAUACUGAGCUUGAGCGAAAUUCUCAUCCACACAAAACACAAUUCAACAGCUUAGCUUUACAGAUGGAAAGCCUUACCUACAGCACUCUGGUCACAGUGCUGUUGCUUGUGCAGUGCAGAUGAUAAUGCAAGAUUUAUCCCAGUAGGGAUAUUUUGAGACGUGUUUUGCUCAUAUUGAAAAGAAACGCCUCAGUAAAUAUUAUUAAUUAUAAUUCUUACUGACGUUUUAGAAAUAGAAAUUGAACAUUAAAACUCAUUCGAGAACUGAAGGUCGUAACCCAUGUGUAAAUUAACCGUGCUCACGCGCUGGAAUGUGGCCAACGGCACCGCCGGUGUUAAUGGAUCCCUGGCGCUCUCCUCAGCGCUCCUUGGCAGCACUGUGGGGCUGGCACUGCCGCUCCCCGCAGCCAUCCCGCACGCACUGGGACUGGUGGCUGCAGGCCCACAGUGUGCGUGGAAGGCACCCUGUGCCAGAUGGCACCCGGCCUGACAGCCUUCCCAGGGGCUCUAUUAGCAUAAACACAGGCUACGGAGGGCAAAAUGAGGUUCUCAACGACGCUUCUGUCACAGCACUCAUACUUGCAGGGAGAGCAAGCAGAGCUGCACACCUUUUACCUUUAGGAACUGCUGCUCGAGUCCUGCAUGGCUCAGACCAGCCCUGGUCUGGCAGUCAGUGUGCAGUCCUGGGGCGCUGCUACAGAGCCACACUGCAGCCCAGCACCAUGGGCUACAGGGGCCAGAGAGGGGCCAGAGCGGGGGCCUGGGCUGCUGCUGGGCCAAAGGCACAGCCCCUGUGCUGUGUGUUACCAUCAACCGUGUGAGAAGACUUCAGGUAAAUGCUGGCCGUUCCCAAUGACUUGGCCUACUCCUUGACCUCCCAAGCAGCAGCCUUCUGACACUGUUACCGAGAGCAGGAACUAGGCUCCUGCAUGGCUACAGAGGCCACCAAUGUCAAUGAGCUCUGCACUGUACAGAUUAGCACCUCGGCCCUCUCAGGUCAACAUCUCAGGUACCUUUACUACAAAACCCGAGAUGCAGAAGUCCUUCUUACCCUGAAUGACAGCCCUCAGGAGAAGGUUAACGUGAAGCGGCAAGCAGUCGGCCAGCAAAACUCCCGCCCCGCUCAGUGCCGGGCUGAACCACUGCGAGAUGGGAAGCGCUCCUUGCUAACGGAGCAGCGGCGGAACAGCGGAGCGCCGUGCUCGGUGGAGCAGAAAGCCGAAGCGAGUUUAGCGUGGGCUGGGGCGAGGAGAAUGCUUGAGCACUUGUGCGACGGCACUGCGAUUGCCGUGCUCGGCUCCAGGACUGCCGCGAGCUGCGCGAGGAGCAGCGCCGCGGGUCCCGGCGGCGAGGCGGGGAGGGGACGGCACGGCGGGCGGCUCCUACCGCUUCCUCGCGGCCGAGAGGAUCCGCCGGCCCGGGCAGGGCGCGCAGCCCGAGCGCAGCCCCGAGCACGCGCACGUUGUUUCGUCAUUAGAAGAGAGCUGAAGCCUGUGGUUUAUUGGACGCACAGUCUUUUCCGCAGCAUCCAUAAACAUCUUCAGACCAAAACACCACCACGGCUGAUGACACUGUCUCUCCAACACCAAAAGGACCCCCUGAACGGCACUAAGCUAGCUCAAGCUUCUGCCAGGCAGACUUCUCCACAGGACUGACACUGCUGCCUACUGCCGUAUUUCUCUGACUCCGUGGAAUAACUCUACCUGGUGAGAGGCAGAUUAUUUCAGCACUCUGCCUAUGCAUCAAGCAAACCACAUGCCACGGCAACACCUAGAAGAGGGUGGGGGAAGUUUUCAACAGAGAGGCGUGGCUUGAAAAUGUGGCAAUCGGCUCAGCUACACGUCAGGACUGACUUGUUUAUUUUUCAAGCUGUGCGCUGCAAGAAACCAAAGGCAUCCGACUCUAAGAUAGGAUAGAUUUUCUGUAGAAUAGCGAGAUAAGUAGAUAUUAGAGGAGAUGAUGCAAUGAGCGGGCAUGACUUAUAUUUUUAAGAAACCAUUCCAGAGCUUAGCUCCAGCCUAACCCUUUUGCAUCAGCACGCUGGCACGAAGAGCUCCAGCUCCCUGAGCCAAGAGCCUGCUGGUGCAGCAGGAGGGACUGUGGGCACCCGCAGCCUUGUGCCACGUCCCAGCACACGGGGCGGUCCCUGCCACGGGAAGGAGGAGGGAGCAGGUGACACGUACAGGUGUCUGCUAUAAAACUCUACAAAUGUUCUGUGGCUUUUUUUCCUAUGCUGUGUUGCUAUGUAGAACUGUUACCAGUAAACAUCCACAAAGCU